Molecule: messenger RNA, 652 nt
Organism: Uloborus diversus
Lineage: Eukaryota; Metazoa; Arthropoda; Arachnida; Araneae; Uloboridae
Gene: Roc1a
Product: RING-box protein 1A
Exons: 7
Coding region: 159-509 (116 amino acids)
Biological process (GO): protein ubiquitination; ubiquitin-dependent protein catabolic process
Cellular component (GO): nucleus; cullin-RING ubiquitin ligase complex
Molecular function (GO): ubiquitin protein ligase activity; cullin family protein binding; zinc ion binding
Source: RefSeq, a predicted model, not a curated record
GCUAGCAGUACAUUGAUUUUUUUUCAUUAACUAUUAAUUUUUAUUUCCUUUUGUGGCAGUGAUAUAAAUUUCAUAUUUCUUUGCUUUGCUUUUCGAUCCGUGCCUGAAACAAAUUUAAUUGUUUAAAAUUGCGUUUAAUUUACAGUUAAACCUAGCUGAUGGCCGCAAUGGAAGUAGACGACGAAAUUGACAAUGAUGCUUCCGAAUUAUCAUCGGCCAGCACUUCUCGCGCUGACAAAAAACGUUUUGAAGUGAAAAAGUGGAAUGCUGUGGCCUUAUGGGCUUGGGAUAUUGUUGUUGACAAUUGCGCCAUUUGUCGAAAUCAUAUUAUGGAUUUAUGCAUAGAAUGUCAAGCAAAUCAAGCUUCUGCAACAAGUGAAGAAUGUACUGUUGCAUGGGGUGUUUGUAAUCAUGCGUUUCAUUUCCAUUGUAUUUCUCGAUGGUUGAAAACAAGGCAAGUUUGUCCACUAGAUAACCGUGAAUGGGAAUUUCAAAAAUAUGGUCACUGAUGUCUUAAGAAUUUUACAAUUUUUAGUUGCCUUUUCAUCUCAGUGUAAUGUAUUUUGUUUUAUGUAAAUUGCUUAUUAAAAUAAAAAUUCUCCUUUUAUAAUUUUUGUAGUUAUUUACUUAAUGGCUAUAGCUUCUGAGAAUA